Molecule: messenger RNA, 1731 nt
Organism: Scatophagus argus
Lineage: Eukaryota; Metazoa; Chordata; Actinopteri; Scatophagidae
Product: insulin-like growth factor-binding protein 1
Exons: 4
Coding region: 79-807 (242 amino acids)
Biological process (GO): regulation of insulin-like growth factor receptor signaling pathway
Cellular component (GO): extracellular region
Molecular function (GO): insulin-like growth factor I binding; insulin-like growth factor II binding
Source: RefSeq, a predicted model, not a curated record
AAUUCAGUUUAGAAGGAAAAGUACAGUCAUUGCAGAAUCAAGUCCAAAAAGAAGAGCAUAUUCGCCUGAAGAAAGGAGAUGACUGGAUUGUAUGAGAAGCUGAUACUGGUGGCAGCAGGGUAUCUGGCCUUGGUGAGGUCAUCCCCAGUGGUGGGACCGGAACCCAUCCGAUGUGCCCCCUGCACGCAGGAGAAACUGAGCAACUGUCCUUCCAUCCCAGCAGACUGUCAGCAGGUGCUAAGGGAGCCCGGCUGCGGCUGCUGCAUGGCCUGCGCUCUGGAGAAAGGAGCAUCCUGUGGGGUUCACACAGCCCACUGCGGAGAGGGUCUCCGCUGCACUCCCAGGCCCGGCGAGGCCAGACCGCUCCAUGCUUUGACCAGAGGACAGGGGGUCUGCACUGAAGAUCUGAGCCAAGAGGAAGUUGAUGGGUUGACCGACUAUGGCUCCCUGCAUCUGUACCUCAACAUACCUGCUGACCACCAAGACACUGGUGAGGGCCAGGAGAGUAUCAAGGCCAAGCUCAAUGCCAUCCGCAACAAACUGGUACAACAGGGUCCCUGUCACAUCGAACUGCGUGCAGCACUGGACACGAUAACCAGCUCUCAACAGAAACUGGGAGAGAAGUUCACGACUUUCUACCUCCCCAACUGUGACAAGCACGGCUUCUACAAGGCCAAGCAGUGUGAGUCAUCCUUGGUUGGACCGCCUGCCCGCUGCUGGUGUGUCUCUUCCUGGAAUGGGAAGAAGAUCCCAGGUUCAAGCGACCUGCUUGGUGACUCAGAAUGUCAUCAAGAAGUCACUCACUGAAGGAUGAACUGACUCAUUAAAACUCUUACACAGAGAGAGAGAGAGAGAGAGAGAGAGAGAGAGAGAAGCAAAUUUAUUUUCUAACUUAAAAUGAGAAAGUAGUGUGAGACAAUAAUGAGACAUCCUGUCUUAGAGGGGGAAAUUUCCUCUCAUUUUAUUUACAUGAUGUGUGUAUCUAUCAACUUAUUUAUUCAGAGUUGUAUAUUCUUAGAGCAAUAACCAUUUGUCAUUUUUAGAUUUUUUAUAUGUUUGCCUAUGUUUUGCGAUUGUAAAUACGGCAACACUGUAUACAUUUGUGUUUCUGACUAAAUAACUCCUUUGCUCAAAACCACAAGUUCACAGCUCUGCCAAGCCCUCUUCAGGAUCCGUUUUUUUUUCUUUUUUCUUUUAAUUCAUUCAAAACUGGAGCUGCGCACGGCACGAAACGACACAGCCGCUCAUUCAUUCAACAUGUUGACAUUGUCUGAAUGUAUCUCCAUUCGCGUUUCCUCAAUGGGUAUUGGGGGAAAUACUUAAAGUGCCACAAGUAUGUGCACGGUGGCCAAGCACAAACAUAUCAGAACUCAUCCAAGCCACAGUGAGGUUUGGGAUGGGUUGUUCUGCAUUUGUCUACCUCUACUGGUCUCUGCAGAUCCACAGGUUUAGCAGAGGAUUGCUGAGAGCUCUUCUCAAUGUCACUUUUCUCACAUUAGGGACUUUUAUUUGUCUUUCUUUUGACCGAUCCUUGCAUAUAUUCGCGUAUUUAUUAUGACUCACUCGUGUUCGAGCUUUUGUUAGCUUCUGAACUCGUGCGGUGAACCUAAUUGCUUGUGAAUGCUCUGUAUCAGGAAUGCUGCUAUUCCGUUAUUUGUUUAUGUUGAAAGAAUGUACAUGUGCCAAUUCCGUGGACGUGCAUCCAAUUAAAAUGUUAUUUCACUAUGAUGG